AUGUUGGACCGUAUAUUGAGUACGUGUAUGGAUGGUCGCACUGUGCGUAUCAAUGUUAUGCAGCCACUGACUGUGAACUUUGUAACUGAUGAUCAUUUAUCAGUCGAAGAAAGAAGCAAUGCCGUAUUAGCAAGAUACAAAGAGGGUAGUGGAGUCACUGCAACGUUACCGAAAGUAAAUGUUCGCAGACUAUCACCUAAGCCACUGUCACCCAAAAAUUUCGAAAUGCCUAAAGGAUAUAUCAAGUAUCGUGUGAGAUUGAAUGAAGAAAUGGACAGUAUUUUGGAAUAUGAUGUUGACGAGGAGGAUAUGGAAUGGUUAAGCCUUGUUUCAAAGAAAUUAGAGAAAGCUGGUGAAGAACGUCUUGGUGUACAUAGCUUUGAGAUCGCAAUGGAUCGCCUAGAAAAAGAAAGUUUUUUCCAAGUAAGAUAUGUUGUUGGGGGCAAUCGAAAAAUGCCAUUAGUUUGCUCAAAAGGUGAUGGCAAUUACAAAUGUCUGGUUGAUCAAGAUGCUGUAUGUUGCGUAUGUAACGAUGGAGAAGGCAGCAAUAUCAAUCAAAUUAUUUUCUGUGAUAUGUGCAAUAUUGCUGUUCACCAGGAUUGUUACGGUGUACCUUAUGUUCCGGAAGGUCAGUGGCUUUGUCGUCGUUGCCAGAUGUCACCAUCGAAACCAGUAUCAUGUGUGCUUUGUCCAAGUUCGCAUGGUGCCUUCAAGCAAACAGUUGAUAGUCGUUGGGCUCAUGUUGUUUGUGCAUUGUGGCUGAAUGAGGUUCAUUUUGCUAACAGUGUCUUUAUGGAACCAAUUGAUGGAAUUGAAAAUUCACUGAGACGAAGGCAACGGCUGAGAUGUAUAGUAUGCAAGCAAAAAGUGGGAGCAUGUCUGCAGUGUUCUAGGAAGAGUUGUACUCGUUCCUUCCACGUUACAUGUGCAAAUGCUGCGGGUAUGGAGAUGCGUGCUGAAAUAGUUGAUAACCCAAAACGUGAUGGUGGCACUGAAAUACGGUAUACGGCAUUCUGCCAUUUUCAUUCAGCUGAUUUUGUAAAAAGUGAUGGAAAUGAUUUCUCUAAGCAAAAGAAGAAAGUGGAUGAAAUGAUGAAAAAAGCACGCGAAAAAUUAGCGGCGAGUCAAGCAGUUAUUCCACCAGUUUCUAUUCCUACUGUUCCACAAGAAAGUCUGAAGAGAAUAUGCGAAAAAGCGAAUAUCAGUGAGGGUGUGAUUCGUUAUAUCGUUGCCUACUGGUCGUUGAAAAGGAAAUCACGAUUCGGAGUACCGCUAUUACGAAGAUUAAUCCACAGUAAAACACUUCCCAAAUCCGUUGAUGCUUCUCCGACAUCUGGGCAGGAGACACAUACUAGUGAAGCUAAAACAUACUUUUUACUACGAACAAACCUUGAACGUGUUCGUUUAUUAUGCGAACUGGUGAAAAAGCGGGAAAAGAUGAAAAAAGAAUUUUACGAAUCAACUGCUUCCUUGCUGAAUCGACUGACAAAGCCGUUGAAUACAAUAAUGGGUGAAGUAAUUGAGAAGAUUGCUAGCAAAGAUUACAGUGAUGUGUUUGCAAAACCAGUGACAGAAAAGGAGGUACCUGGCUAUUCAACCGUUAUCAAAAAUCCAAUGGAUUUAUCUACCAUGCGAAAGAAACUUACAAAAGGUGAUUACAAGAAUCUCGCACAAUUGAAGUCUGAUUUUACACUAAUGAUGAACAAUUGUUCGACAUUUAAUCGGCAUAAUGAAUUCUUCUGGAAAUAUGGUCAUCGAUUGCAUCGCAUUGGUUUGAAAUAUUUCAGAGCAGCUGAAAAAGACGUUCAGGCUCUCACAUUGGCAAAUGGGGUACUGAAAACGAUAUCAAGCAUAUCAUAUACACCUGUCGAAGGUUCACGAUUUGACAACGACUUGGAAAACGAUGAAGAAUUGGAUUUUGUGCAGAGAAAAGCGUCAACCUGUCGUAGUUUAAAGGGUGAAAAGACGGUCCCAACUAGGAUAUCAACUCGGAAACGUACUUUGAGGACUUUUGAUGACAGCGUUACACCAAAGCGUCCUAAAUAUAAUCUGGCCAUAGAGUCGUUUAUGACCUACAGAAACAGUCCAUUGAAAAGUCCAAAAUUCUUGACAACUGAUACCUCUACAAUGGAAGAAUCAAGUUCUGCUGAAGAUGAAAUGCCUCUUCGACGAGGACGACGAAGGAACACAAGGAAAUCUCGAAGGCUAAUACCACCACCACCACCAACGGAACGUCCUGUUGAGACAGUUGAAGUGGCAUGUGAAUUUCAACAUGACGAUAUUGUUUGGAUAACAGAAAAUGAUGAACGUAAAAUUGGCAGGGUCAUCGAUUUACGAAUGAGGGUUCUGCUGGCUGAUUUGCCAAUAGACGAAAUGUUUAGCGCAAAACCACAUGAUUACACGCAGUAUGUUUUGGUCUUGUAUUUUGACGGGCAGAAAAACUGGCGAUGGGUUCCGGUUAAAUACGUCUCGUAUUGUCUUGUGAAAUCUAUAAAAGCUGAAGACUAUCCUCUUGCUGUGCGAGAAGCAUUGAGGGAAGCAAAAGCAUUCUUAGGUAUGUGAAAUAUUGGAAAAUUGUUUACCAGCAAAUGAAAUGUUGUUCUAUCGUGUUCUGGAAUGUGUUAUGUAUCCGGUGUUGCUUGUGCUUGAACUGUAAUGCAUAUUUAUCAGAGCAAACGUUAACUGUAAAGUUGAAGGCAGCACAGGAUUUCACUUCCUAUAACUUGCGUAUCAAAUCAAACGUUUCAUUCAUUUCUAUAAGAAUUAUUCCUAUGAAUUCAUUUUCGAGUACAACUGAUGUUUUUUAGCACCUCAUUUUGUG
This is a messenger RNA of Loa loa (African eye worm), 2821 nucleotides long. Its product is annotated as bromodomain containing protein. Gene Ontology annotation, biological process: regulation of transcription by RNA polymerase II. Gene Ontology annotation, molecular function: protein binding. The record is from RefSeq and is a predicted model, not a curated record. The coding region runs from base 1 to 2562 and encodes 853 amino acids. Gene Ontology annotation, cellular component: MOZ/MORF histone acetyltransferase complex. Lineage: Eukaryota; Metazoa; Nematoda; Chromadorea; Rhabditida; Onchocercidae. The transcript is spliced from 20 exons.